This is a messenger RNA of Tribolium madens (black flour beetle), 501 nucleotides long. RefSeq names its product neuropeptide-like protein 31. The transcript is spliced from 5 exons. Bases 103 to 348 code for a protein of 81 amino acids. The record is from RefSeq and is a predicted model, not a curated record. Lineage: Eukaryota; Metazoa; Arthropoda; Insecta; Coleoptera; Tenebrionidae.
AAGGGGGGAUGAUUUCCACCAAGGCUUUUUUACGCUGGUAGGCACCUAUAUAAACUCUUUCUGCUUAGGGUUCUGCUAUCAGUUUCGUGAACUAAAUCAAUUAUGAAGGUCCUCAUCGCUCUCUUGGCUCUAGUCGCCAUCGUUAGCUUGGCCCAAGCUGGAUAUUUGGGAAGUUAUUAUGGUGGAUACGGCGGUUAUGGCGGUUACGGCAGCGGAUAUGGUGGUUACAGAGGAUGGAGAGGAUACGGAGGAUACGGGGGAUAUGGUGGCGGUUAUGGUGGAUAUGGGGGUUACAGGGGCUACGGCGGAUAUGGAGGAUACGGAGGAUGGAGAUCAGGAUGGUGGUAGAUAGUGCGUGCUUUAUUGCAACUACCAUCAUGGAAUGAAGACAAGAACUGUCGAUAUCUUUAUUAUUUUCACAAAGUAUUAAAUUAAAAUUGUUUAUAAUUUUUACCGUGUUUUGUACCUAAAUUUGAUGUGAAUAAAAUUUUGGUUUUAUAA